Molecule: messenger RNA, 939 nt
Organism: Colletotrichum karsti
Lineage: Eukaryota; Fungi; Ascomycota; Sordariomycetes; Glomerellales; Glomerellaceae
Exons: 1
Coding region: 1-939 (312 amino acids)
Source: RefSeq, a predicted model, not a curated record
AUGUCCUCUACUGUAGACCCUCUGACCGAAGCUCAGAAAGAGCACUUCAUCGCCACAGGCUGGUUGAAGCUCAGCAAUUGCUUCACGAAAGAGCAGGCAGAAUGGGUGACCAAAGAUGUCUGGACGCGCCUGGGCAUGGACCCAAACGAUAAGUCGACGUGGAAACACCGCACAAACAUGCCCCAUCACCGCUCCUUUGACUGCUCCGAGUUCGCACCCAAAGCCUGGACUGCCAUCUGCGAGGUCUGCGGCGGCGAGGACCGCAUUGCCCCUGGAUCGAAGCACUGGAGGGACUCCCUCAUCGUGAACCUCGGGAGCCCGGAGUUCGAGGGACAAGAUCAAUCACCCCGCGACCUGGACAACUGGCACGUCGACGGCGACUUCUUCGUCCACUACCUCGAUUCCGCGGAGCAAGGCCUCCUCGUGAUCCCCCUGUUUACCGACAUCGUUCCCGGCGGCGGCGGGACCGUGAUCUGCCCCGAGGCGAUCCCCAAGGUGGCCAAGCACCUGCUAGACCACCCGGACGGGGUCUCGCCGCGGAUGGUCCCGCGCGGUCAUCCCGACUUCGCGGCGGAGCGGAACUUGGAUUGGUUCAACUCGCUUGCGGGGAGCUGUGACGAGUUCGUCGAGGCUUGCGGGGAGGUCGGCGACGUGUACCUGCUUCAUCCGCUGAUGCUGCAUAGCGCAUCGCGCAACCAGCUUCGGAGGCUGCGUAUCAUUACGAACCCGCCUGUGUCGCUCAGGGAACCGCACCACUUUCACCGGUCUGAUGGAUCCGAAUAUAGCUUGGUGGAACGGGCGACUUUGCAGGCGUUAGGGAAGGAGUCGCUGCCUGCAUGGAGUAUAACAGCGCCCAGGGAGCGCGUCAUCCCGGAAAGACUCAAGAUACAGGAACGAAUGAAGCAAGCGGAGCUGAAGAGACUUGCGGCCGGUGCUUGA